UUGCGAAAAAAAAAAAAAGGAGGAUAUAAUCUUUUGUAGAUGAGUUUCUUGUCCAUGGCACAUUAAUCACAACACAUUAAUUAUCGAACGUCUCUCUCAUUCUUGGUCCUUUUAAGUCAAUUUCUCGAGUGAGCAUAUUUCAGAAGGACAUUGGGUCCUGUUGAGAGCAUUUGGGGUCCCUUCAUUCAUUCCUCAGACACAAUAACAGGGAGGAAUAGAAUUUUGUGUUGUUGGAGGAGCAAGCAUGGAUCAGCAUCAGGUUCGUCCACACAGAUGUAGUAGCAGAGACACUAGCCCAGACCGUGCCAAAAUUUGCAGGAAGGUCAUCAAGCCCGCCAGAAAAGUUCAAGUUGUUUACUAUCUAUCCCGCAAUGGCCUCUUGGAGCACCCCCAUUUCAUGGAACUCACCCUUUUGCCUAACCAACCUCUCCGUCUAAAAGAUGUGUUCGAUCGACUCAUGGUGCUUAGAGGAAGUGGCAUGCCUCUGCAAUAUUCAUGGUCCAGCAAAAGGAACUAUAAGAGUGGUUAUGUGUGGUUCGAUUUGGCACUCAAGGAUGUCAUAUACCCCUCAGAAGGAGGAGAAUAUGUUCUCAAAGGAUCUGAACUAGUUGAAGGAUGCUCUGAGAGAUUUCAACAACUUAAUGUGAGUAACAAAAAUGGCAUUCAUGAACCGCCAGAAACAAACUACGGUUACAAUGCAAAGAGCAAGGUGCUGAGCAACAGGCAACAACAGAAGGAAGCUGAAGAAUACGAAGAGUACGAAGAGCAGGAAGAAGAGAAAGAGUUCACGAGCUCCACUACCACACCGCACUCUCGUUGCUCCAGAGGUGUAUCAACCGAAGAACUUGGCGAAGAUGAAGACCGCCACGAAGCUCUUCAAAACAACACGAAAACAGAGAAGGUGGUUGUUACUAAUAACGUUUCGUCACGUGGUAAUGUAACUAAUGUUCCUCCUCCGAUGAAGAACCAUUCUGCUGCUGCGGCGAGUCUGGCGGAGAAGCUGAACCGGAGGGUGGUGGUACCGGUACAGAGCAAGCAGCGGUUCGGUGGCGAGUUAGGGACUGAGUCGGCGACGUCAGCGGCGCCGAGUCGAUACUCUGCUCUGCUGCAGUUGAUAGCGUGUGGAAGCUCGGGCCCGGAGUUCAAGGCGAGGACGCAGCAGGAACCGCGGGUGAGCAGUGUGGGGACCACUGCAAGCAAGCAGAGACAGAGCGUUGACAGGAGGGAUCAGAAGGCGUUUAUGAUGAGCUGUGAGGAGGAGGAGGAGGAAGAGGCGGUGGCGAUGAUGAUGAACCGCGUGUCGGAGAAUCCGAGGUUGAUGUUGGGGAAUUUGCAGAAUGCAGAGGAGAAGGAGUACUUCAGUGGGAGCUUGGUGGAGAUGGAGUCCAUGAAAGCCAACCAUCCAGUGCUCAAGAGAUCCAACUCCUAUAAUGAAGAAAGGAGGAGCAAGCUGGGGGUGGAGGAAGUGAAGCUGAAGAAGGAAAUGGAAGAAGAGAACAGGGAAAGGAAAGGAGGAGUGAAAGAGAAAUGCAUCCCUAUCAAGAAAUCUUCCAAAGAGAGCAGCAGGAGAUGGUGAUGUGGAUACAUCUGAUUCUGAGCAUAUGAAUCUAAGUUAAGACUAGUUUAUUUAUUGUGGAAUUUAAUUUGUAAUUAAUACACUAGUAAUUAAGGGUUGUUGUUGCCUAAUGCUAUGGUUAGUUAGUUUGCUUUUUCAUUAGUGUAGCUGCUGUUACAAAUUAAAUUGAAGUGCAUUUGUUUGUUGUGGCUCUAGAUCAUUAGCCUCACUUGGGAGUCGACAGUUGUAGAAAGAAUAGACAGAGAGUCCAAGUAAAACAUAUUAAU
Molecule: messenger RNA, 1842 nt
Organism: Lotus japonicus
Lineage: Eukaryota; Viridiplantae; Streptophyta; Magnoliopsida; Fabales; Fabaceae
Product: protein SOSEKI 2
Exons: 4
Coding region: 245-1576 (443 amino acids)
Source: RefSeq, a predicted model, not a curated record